GGUGCGCAUGCCCCUCGAGAGACUUCUAUGCUUUGAGCGAUGUUUCCAGAAUUCUCUAUGGUGUAGUAUAAAUACUAAUUCCAGGAUGGAUGGUUACAGUAAAACGAAAUCUUUACAAGACCGAGACACGCUACUGUUAACUGCAUACUGCCUACUAGAGUCAGAAUGUUUGCCAUUUCACCACGUCUGAGUGUUGACGACUUCGGUCUUUUCCGACUUGCUGAUGAGCUUUCGAACUACUGUGAUCGCUCACCUCAAGCUUUUGGAUUGAACAGAGAAUCAGAGGUAGGCACAUUUACUUUAUAAAUUUAACAUAAUAAUUAUAGAGGGUUGACAUGAAAUUUUUACUCACCUCGAGCCAUUACCUCGUGUUAUUCACAAGUAGCAAAUCAUCAACUUAUUGACUAUUUAUAAAUUUAAUACUAUUACUAUUACUAAUUACUGUACAUUUAAUUACACACGCACACACACACAGUUCUUACUAAGUUACACACAAGUACUAAACUGACCUAUACUAUACUAUGUUGGAGUUUGAUAACUUGUUUGCUGCUACAGUACAGCCCAUGAAAAUAGGUAAAAUAAUUUUAAUUGACAUGGGUGUAUAAUUGACUUAGACAAAAAGAGUUCUGGCUAAUUGUAUUGAUGAUCAAUCAUCUCGCUCAACUUUUUCAUGAAUUAAUGAAUUUAUUAGUUGUAAAAAACCCAAAAGUCAAAGCACAAAGUCAUAGAAGCAAGGGGCAGGGGUGACUGUAUUUUAUUUUUUAGCCUAAAUUAUAUUGAAUAGCCUAAAGCUGUGACUAUAGGGUCAGGGUAUACUAUAUUUAAAUUUAUAGCCUGAAUAGAAGAGACCGUAGGAGAGUUAAACCUUGUGCAUUAGAUAUUUGCCUUCAUACCCAUAGGCCCAUAGUUUUUUUUCUAAUCUUCAGUAAAAUGUUUAUGCAUGAAAGUGGGGAAACAUUCUGCACCUUCAGUUUACCACUAAUCAUCCUUACACAUCCUAAAUAUACUGAUAUAGUAGUAUACAUCUCAUUUUAUUUGUUUCAGGUUCAAAAUACUGACAAAGAAUUCAGAAUCCGCUUUGAUUUAAAACACUACAAACCAGAGGAGAUUAAAAUUACAUCUGAUAACCAGCGGCUGACGGUCCAUGCAAAACAUGAAGAGAAGCAGGACAAUCACAGCUUUGUGUCUCGUGAGAUCUGCAGAGUGUACAAGCUUCCAGAGGUAAGCAAGUUAAUAUCAGCAUGUAAUUUAAAUAAUUUUAUUCUCUCAACAAUUCUGCUUAUCAUAAUUUAUUGCUCAACGGCUCACUUGGUUAAUCCCUGGGGAUGGGUGUAUUAUUGUGUCUAUGAAACAACACAUCAGGCUGUGGACGUGCAAACAAAACAUUAAUUUUUCAAAAGUGGAAAAACCAUAGAUAGCUAUUUUUCUCAUUAGAUUUAUAAUUGAUUUCUUUGUGAUGAAGUUAUUACCAGCUUCUGAUAUUAAGAAUUUUAGAAUCAUUUUUUCUUCAUAGACAUUAAUUAGACUCAAAUGGCUCAAAUUUUUAAUGAUCAGAAAUGAAUGGCAUAAGGCAGAUGUAAAAAAUCAAGUGGCUAAAAUAAUUUAUAUGAAUAUUUUUGGAAUUGUAGAAAGAUAUAAAAGAAAAGAAAUCUAGAGAUGUGGGGCUGCUUUUGUAUUACUGCCAUUUUCAUUUAGUAAAUGUUAAACAAUUAUCAAAUUUUUCAUAACUAAACAGACUUAAACUUAAACACACAAUACAAGACCUAAAUUUUACGAUGGACAUAAAAAUGCUGUUAGGUAUGUCGCUCAACUAUUGUAAACAUUAAUUGAUUUUUCCAAAUUGAUUAAAGCAAUUUACUUCAUUUCUUAAACAACCUUUAAUUAAAAGGUUUUAUUCAUCUUAGAUUUUAGAACCUGUGUUUACCUGUCUUAAUGGCCAGUGAUCUGCCGUUUUACCCCUUUCUGUGGUAUUGCGGCCAAUAUAAUUGGUCGUUAGCAAAAUCGUCAUUAAAAAUACGAAUAGAUUUAAUGUGUAUUGUUCCAGCGGAAAUCACUCUAAAUAAAUAAGUUUGCUUCCUAUUUCCGUUACUAUCAGAGUGUUUACAAUUGUUAUUGUGGAUUUUUGUGUGGUUAAUCGGGUGUGAACUUUUCUUCAAUUUUAUGAUCGCCAUGUCGUCUGAUGUCUAGAUUUUAAAAUUAACUCAGAAUUUCUUCAUUGGAAUUAUUUAAAAUAUAAAUAAAUGAAAGAAAAGAUAUCGGAGAUAUUCUAUGUGCUAGUAUUGACAGCAUUAGGCAUUAACUCUAGUGGUGAUGUCGAUUAAAGAGUCGUAUAGUUGCAAUUUUAUCCCUAAGCUUAGUCGUAUUGUUACAAUUUUGUUUGGGAAAGGAUGGAAAUUGAACAAAGACAUUUGUUCCGAAAGAUUUACCCCAAAGAUGUGUAUUUUUGUUUAUGUUCUGUAGUAUAAUUAAUAGAGAUUAGAUUUAAUAACUCCAACUGAAAAGGAAUGUUUGAACUCAUUUUGUGCCUUCCCUCCUUGUAUUUUGUAUUACAGAAAUUUGAAGGUUAUGAAAAAAAAAAUUAACCUAAGUCACAAUUUACAAUAUAAGUAACUAUAACAAGUCAUUUUCUGAAAGGAAAUUGCUUAUAGUAUAUAAAAUGCUUGAUUUUUAUAUUUUGAGUAAUUUAUGGAGUAUUCAGGGUUGUUUGAAUUCAACAGUUGAGUACGGUAAUAAAAUUUUAAUAAAUUAUUUUCAUAUCAUAUGAUUAUCUUGUCCAAUGUACUUUCAGAAAAUCUAUGCUUGGGGGUCUCUGAAUUCAUUUAGUCUGGGAUUUUUGUCUUUUUUCACAAGCAUAUGAAAUUGCUAAAAGUGGCUUGACGCAAUAGAAAAUUGUUCUUGACAGUUAUAGGGUUAAUGGCAAAACCGGCUUCACAUUUUGACUAUUAAAAAAACAACAAAAAAACAGACUUUCCUUAAGCAUGAACUCUUUAGUUUUUAUUUUGGAUAUUUUAAGAUCGUUUCUUAAUUUAGAAAUACAUUUUUAUGGAUUUAAAACUAUUCGGUUGUCUUAUUUUUCAGGAUGUUGAUGCCAAAUCUAUUACCUCCUCACUGAAUUCGAAUGGUGUCCUCAGCAUCAAAGCCACCAAACGAGCUAUUGAAGCUCCCAAAGAAACUGCUAUCCCUGUCGAGUUUGCUAAAUAGUGUUGCAGUUUGCUUAAAUGUCACAUUCCUGUCGAGUUUGCUAAAUAGUGUUGCAGUUUGCUUAAAUGUCACAUUCCUGUCAUGAUAAGCAUCCGUUUUUUUUAUUAUCUUUUUAAUUGCAUUUAACUGUUGUUUGCAGUAUUAUGUGGUAAAUUAUUUAAAAAAAUUAAAGUUGAUGUACCAUUACAUUAUUUACAUUGUCAUUUAAUUGUUUUGUUUGGGAGCCACCCACAAGUGAAUGCUUUUUUUUUUUUGUUGCAAUUUGGGAACCCUCCCCAUUGUCACAAAUUUUUCACAAUUUAUACGCCUUUGAAUUAUAAAUCAUCAAAUUAAUCCCCUGAUCCCACUUUUCUCGCUCCCUUCUGAAUGAGUGCUGGCAUUGAUUUGCCAUUUUUACUUUGAAUUCAAAAUGCAGCAACUCAUGAGCGCAAUCAAAAUUGAUUUAAAAUUGUAUCUAAAUCUACGCUGGAUUUGUUUCAUUUUGAAAUAAAUAAAAAUUCAUAUUGAAAAUU
This is a messenger RNA of Lymnaea stagnalis (great pond snail), 3713 nucleotides long. NCBI's taxonomy places the organism in Eukaryota, Metazoa, Mollusca, Gastropoda, Lymnaeidae. The record is from the annotation of a GenBank genome assembly.